Molecule: messenger RNA, 816 nt
Organism: Achroia grisella
Lineage: Eukaryota; Metazoa; Arthropoda; Insecta; Lepidoptera; Pyralidae
Gene: ninaA
Product: peptidyl-prolyl cis-trans isomerase, rhodopsin-specific isozyme-like
Exons: 6
Coding region: 51-758 (235 amino acids)
Biological process (GO): protein peptidyl-prolyl isomerization
Cellular component (GO): intracellular membrane-bounded organelle
Molecular function (GO): peptidyl-prolyl cis-trans isomerase activity
Source: RefSeq, a predicted model, not a curated record
UCCUUAGCUAGUAUUCAUUUGGGUAUCUCUUGAAAUACGCCUAUGGUAAUAUGGAGUUUCAAAAAGUAUUAUUAAUCGUUUGUUUUCUUAAGUGUUUCUACUUAGUGAGAGCACGGCAGUUUAGAGUUACAGAUCAAGUAUAUCUAGAUAUACGUGAUGAGAAUAAGGACUUGGGUCGAGUUGUAAUUGGCUUAUUUGGAGAUUUAGCACCGAAGGCUGUCAAGAAUUUUAAGGUACUGGCUACAAAUGGCAUAAAUGGAAUGUCGUACAAAGGCACAAGUUUCAAUCGCAUUAUAAAGAGAUUUAUGAUACAAGGAGGUGAUGUAGUGUCUGACGAUGGAACGGGUUCGGUAAGCAUUUACGGAGAGUCAUUUGAAGACGAAAAUCUGGAUACACAACACAGUUCAGCUGGAUUUGUAUCAAUGGCCAAUAAAGGAAGAAAUACAAACGGCUGUCAAUUUAUAAUAACUACAAUUGGAACGCCGUGGUUGGAUAACUUACAUACUAUUGUUGGAAAGAUAGUGGAGGGUCAAAACGUGGUGCACGUGGUGGAACAUACACCGACGGAUGCACAAGAUCGGCCCACGCGGCGUGUAUAUAUCGCCGACUGCGGACUCCUACCCACUCCACAGCCGUUUUACGUUUCUGAUGAUCCUUACGACAUUUGGGCGUGGAUCAAGGCGUCUACGGUACCACUGACCAUGUCUUUUUCGAUAUUAGGUUUCUUUCAUUGGAUGAUGCGGAAGAUGGAGAUAUAAAAACUUAUCAAUUUAUGUAAAUUAAUUUAUAUGAUUGUAAUUUGUGAAUUAGAUUUCA